AUGUCCAUGCAACACUCAGCCUCAAAUGUCAAUAAUCAAAUAUGGGUCUUCUGGGACCAGGAAUGUGAUGGUACUGUCAUUGACCAUGAUGAACAACAGCUCACAGUGAAGCUCGGACAUGUUGAAGCUGCAGAUCCUUUCCAUCUCACUAUUAUCUAUGCCAAAUGCAAAAUUGCUCUGAGGAGACCUCUUUGGGAUACCUUGAGAACUAAAGCCCUGGCAACCUCAACCCCUUGGUGUGUCAUUGGGGACUUUAAUGUCAUAACAUCCAUUGAGGAGAAGAUUGGGUGCAUUCCAUAUCAGAUCAACAAAAGUUUGGAAUUCAUUAGCAUGAUUGAAGACUGUGGACUCACUGAUUUAGGCUACUAUGGACCUAGGUGCACAUGGUCUAAUGGUAGAGGCCCUUGUUCAAUUGUUUGGAAAAGACUUCACAGAGGUUUAGUCAAUGAUAGUUGGCUUGCAUCCAAUCCUGCAACAACCAUCACCCAUUUGGCAUCUGCAGGCUCUGAUCACUCUCCCCUUCUUAUGAAGCUGAAUGUCAGAACUGAUAACUCCAUCAAAUACUUUAAGUUCUUAAACUGCUGGACUGAAAAUGAUUCCUUUCUUCCCCUGGUUCAAGAGGUCUGGAACAUUCAAGUCAGUGGCAAUCCUAUGUGGGUAUUCCAUCAGAAACUUAAAGCCUUGUGUUCUGCUUUGUAUAAAUGGUCUAGGCAACAGUAUGGGGACAUUUUUCUCAAAGCAAAAGAAUAUAAAGAAAAGAACAUUUUCUCAGAUCCUGGAGGAGUCAUUAGGGAGGACCUCUUGUCUUGCAUUCCAUCACUGGUUACUGAGGAGGAUAAUGACAACCUAAACAAAGACCCUACAAUGGAGGAACUCAGAACCACUGUCUUCUCAAUGAGCCCCACCAGUGCUGCUGGUCCUGAUGGUUUCAAUGGGAAAUUUUUCCAACAUUGCUGGGAUAUCAUCAAACAUGAUCUAUACAAGGUGGUGUUGGCCUUCUUUUGUGGUCAGACUAUGCCCAAAUAUAUGAUCCAAGCCUGCCUUGUGCUUCUUCCUAAAGUGGAAUUCCCAAACACUCUUUUUGAAUUUAGACCUAUAAGUCUGAGCAAUUUCUUGAACAAAAUCAUUUCCAAAAUCCUCUGCUCCGGAAUUGCUCUCAUUUUACCUAAAAUCAUCAGUUCCAAUCAAACAGGCUUUGUAAAAGGCAGAAGCAUCUCAGAAAACAUAAUGUUGGCUCAGGAGAUAGUUCAGGGUAUCAAAAAGCCUAAUAUAGGAGCCAAUAUUGUGAUCAAAUUGGACAUGGCGAAGGCAUAUGAUAGGGUCUCUUGGUCAUUCACUUGCAUCAUGAUGAGAAGAUUGGACUUUAGUGAAAAAAUCAUUGACAUGGUGUGGAGGACAUUGUCUAUAACUGGUACUCUAUCAUUGUUAAUGGCAACAGAUGUGGCCUCUUUCACUCCACCAGAGGUCUCAAGCAGGAGGAUCCUUUGGCCCCUUCUCUGUUUAUCAUAG
Nicotiana attenuata is the source of this 1509-nucleotide messenger RNA. RefSeq lists its product as uncharacterized. Bases 1 to 1509 code for a protein of 502 amino acids. The transcript is spliced from 2 exons. The record is from RefSeq and is a predicted model, not a curated record. Lineage: Eukaryota; Viridiplantae; Streptophyta; Magnoliopsida; Solanales; Solanaceae.